Molecule: messenger RNA, 3976 nt
Organism: Drosophila miranda
Lineage: Eukaryota; Metazoa; Arthropoda; Insecta; Diptera; Drosophilidae
Exons: 3
Coding region: 752-958 (68 amino acids)
Source: RefSeq, a predicted model, not a curated record
UUUUCAUGUUCAUUCAUCACAAACAUCACACGCUGGGGCCAGAGUUAGUACAACAAAUACCGUCGGCCAGAGCAGACGUUGCUUUACAGAAACACGCAACGCGAGAGCUUCAUCCGAGUGUGCUCCGGUGGCGACAUCGUAUCCCCGUUUGGCGCCAUAUUUACUUAGGCCAAUCCCGGAGACCCGGAGUCCUUUUACGCUGUGCGUUUGCCUGUUCGUCUGCGUAUUUGUUUGUGUAAUUUCGCGCGCUUUUGUGUCGCCUGCUGUGGCUGCUGUGUGCGAGUGUGCGUGCGUAUACGUAUUAUCCCGCGCGGGUCAGAAAAGUACUGAAAUUGAAAUUGAAACUGGAGCCCCGGACCACAAAAAAGGGAUACUUAAAAGGCGUGAGUUUUGCGGCCCACUGCUGGACAACUGCCAGUAAAGUGAGAUAGAUCUUAAUUAGGCAUUUAAUGGCAGUUGGCAGACAACAAUAGCUGGUAGCUGGCUACCGAGCCGCAGGAGCAGGACUUUCCAGAAGUUGUGGCACCAGUAGUAACCUAAGUUGAGGCCCCAGAAACUGGACAGACAGCCGGAACUGUAGCACAACCAAAAGCCGAUCAGCAGCUCAUUCAACUUUGAGUGCUUUAUGGUGCUAGAGAGCAGCAAUAUAGCAACGGCAACAAGAACAACGGAACAGCGUUAACAACCAUCGCAGCCUGGGGCAGGAAGUAUCAUCUACCGAACCGACAGAGGAACAAAGCCAUUCGCCAAGAUGGCUGGCGGGGGAAGAACAGCCGGAAAAUACGGUUACUCGGACAACAGUUAUUACAGUAGUCACUCCUACAAGAGCAUCAACGAUGAGAUUAUCCUGGUUAGCAUUAUAAUGGGAAUCACCAUACUGGUCCUUAUCACCAUCGCCCUGUGCUACAUUGCGUAUGAGAAGUGCCAGAAGAAGCGGGAGUACUAUAUCAAUGCCUAGAGAGGCUCUAGAUGGGGCUGUUUCACGGCCUGGGGGCUCGGUGGAUCCUUUCGUUUACUUUUCCUUUCAGUUGGUAUUUACUCUUCUCCUACUGGUGGCAUUGCAAGGCUAAAUGUCAACACGGUCUGCAACAAUGUUGACGUUGACGAUUUAGUUGGCCAACAAAAAUAACCAAGAGUGUGGCGGUAUCCUGCAUCCUGCAUCCUGCCCCACUCGCGUAGAUACAGACCCCCACACAUACACAGAGUCGUCACACAAAUCGGAAUGCAGCGGAAUUUGUGCUGUUUAAACGUUUCUCUCCAGUCUUCCGUCUCUGCAUUUUUUGUUGCCUUCGCAGUUUCUGAAGUGGCUGCUGGAACGGAAGAGGAUGCAUGGGACAUGGGGCAUGGCUCUAUUAUGUUGCCACAGUGUGCACAUUGGGAUUGAAUAAUGUAACAGAUUUUUCCAAGCAAUUGCCAUGGCAGCAAUCAUUAGCCGUCAGAAAACAUUUUAUGUUUAUUUUUAUUACAAAGAAAUCUUUCAUAUUUUCAACAGUUUAAAUUUUAAAACUUCAAUUUAACGAUCAACAGUUGGCACAACAAAUAAAUGCCUGCCAUGAGAAUGAAAUGUGAGGAAAAUGGUAUCCAUUAAUCGAAAAAGCUGGCCCACAAUUGUGGGAUUUCCGCGCUUUUUUCAUACGUACAUCUCAAUAAAUUUCCAUUUGUAUGCCACACCAAAGGCAAUUCAAUUUAAAAUGCAAUCCGACUGGAUGCCACCAUGCCAUGCAACAACCUUUUGUUUGUCGCAAAAAAAAAACCAACCAUAACCCUCAUGCCACAGAAUGGAGGGUAAAGAAAGAAAGAAAUACGACUAAAAGGGCGAAUCUUUUGCAAGUGUUCCUGGGUUCGAACCGAUAUUGUUGCUAACACCCAGAGUCAUAUCCACAUGCGAGUAUGUGUACAUAUGUAUAUAUGUAUGCCAAUUUCGAAUAUUGACAGCGUGGGAGCAUUUAACCAACCGACGGACGGACAGACAGACAGACAUAUAGACAGAGAAACUGAGUGACUUUUCUUAUAUUCUUUUUUGGCGGAGAUGGCCAUCUUUUGUGUCCUCUUUUUUGGGGUAGCGUAGCUCGAGGCUGUAAUAAUAAAAACGGCAGCGGAGAAAACUGGGUGCAGCGCACACGAACAAAGCGUAAAGAAACAAUAAAAGGAAUCGCAUAACAAUUCUAGGGGAAGCACACAGCGAUUCCGACCCCGAGUCCCGGAGAUAAAGGCCCAAAAGAGUUCUCCCGCCCAUUAAAUUAGAGCAAAAUGGAACGUUUAAAGAAACCUGGUUCUCAGCCACAAUAACGACAAGUCCUGAGCAUAAAUUUAAGCUCUUGGCAAACCCGAAAAUGUCUAUCGUCCAUACACGUAGUGCCAUAUGUAUUGGGGCAUCACAAACCCAAAGGAAACACAUUCUGCACUUUGUGAGUGAGGAGAGUCUUAAUGUUAAUCAGCUUAGGCAACCAACCGCCAUCAUCGGAUGUGAGUAACAUUUCGGUAUGUUUUCUUUUUGGGGACAUCAAGAAGGCCUAAAGAGCAAACAAAUACACUUGUGAGGGCGUGAGCGUUUUAUCCUACCGACCUGGAAAUGCUUUUAAAAAUUAAACAACUGAUAAAUGACAAAGUUCGUUGGACCAGAAAUUAUCGUUUGACAAAUUGGCAGGCCAUGAUGAGAGCUCAUCAAUUGCCUGGCAACCAGGCUCCUCUCGGCUCUGAUGAUGCACAGCAGUCCCAUCAAGCAGUCUAGCAGCCUUCUGGCUGCCAUGGCCAGGGAGACGGAGUGUACUUUAUAUGACAAAGCCAGACGAAUUACUUAUGAGUAAGCGGUUCUAUUGAAAUGGAAAAUUAGAUCCAAGUUCCUAUUUUUAUGUUGAAGAAUGUACUCCAAAUUGAGUUGAAUUUAAGACACAAAAGAUUACGUUACGGAAAUGACUAGGAUUUGGGUUUAUUAGAGGCCAUGUUUGAGGUUAAAAGAGCAUCAGGAUAUGGUUACGACCUUGGGGCUCAUCUUGAUUUCAUCCCAAAGAAUUUACUCAUCUUUGAGCAUAUUUUCUGUGGCUUUACGCUUUUGUCGAUUGGCCACAAAAAAACCACAUUGACCAACCACAAAAGCUGACUUGAUACUCGACCACCGCCAUGUACUUUGAAGACGAAAACAUCAAGCAAUGGAAAAACUUUACUAAUUACCCGUUAACCAUGAAAAAUUCCCACAUAAAAAUCCAGACACGCUCCGAGUGCAACAAUAAAUUUGAUGACGGACAUAAUAAACGGUGCAACGUCAGUGGCAAAAGAUUGGGACAGAACACGCGUAAGCACAAAUUUUUAGCACUUGUCUGACUCGCAGGAAAGGUUUCGUUUCGUUCGCCACUCAAAACGCAUCCUUCUUAUCCUUUUGAAGGAAAUUUACAGAAGCUGCUUGCCAAAUGAAUGACUCGUAACUUUUGAGAGACUCCCUGGCUGCGACUCAGACACUCUGACUCUGACACACACACACACACACACACACACACACACACAACACACGUAGUAAACUUUACGUCCAUUUUUUUAUAGUUUUUGUUCUUGGUGUGGCUGUCACACUAAUUGCCACAUGACUUGGCCAAAAACAGAAAAAGGGGGGGAAAGCGACGAAAAUUAAUGAAAUUACUUUAUUGUAGCUGAAAGUUUUUGUAUAUGCAUUUAAUCAAUUGCACUUCAAAGCAUAGCGUAUAGAUAUCUAUAUAACCAGGAUAGAUUUGACCACUUAUACCUAAUAGAUUGAUUACCUAUUGAAUUAUUAAAUAGCUAAUUAAUUCACUCUUUUUUGGCAUGAAAAGAGGGACCAAACGUACAAAAAAGAAUCCAAUGCGAUGUGUACUUUAUUUUGAAAAUAAAACAGUGAGAUCUACGAUAUAAAUGUUGAGAUUAGCGGAAAAAAAAACGAUUGUUAAUACUAUAUACUAAAUAUGAUAUACUUCAUGUACAACAUUAUAAAAUAAAGAACAAAUGUUUA